Molecule: messenger RNA, 12321 nt
Organism: Ixodes scapularis (black-legged tick)
Lineage: Eukaryota; Metazoa; Arthropoda; Arachnida; Ixodida; Ixodidae
Gene: norpA
Product: 1-phosphatidylinositol 4,5-bisphosphate phosphodiesterase
Exons: 30
Coding region: 426-3812 (1128 amino acids)
Biological process (GO): lipid metabolic process; phosphatidylinositol-mediated signaling
Molecular function (GO): calcium ion binding; phosphatidylinositol-4,5-bisphosphate phospholipase C activity
Source: RefSeq, a predicted model, not a curated record
GCCGUUGGUUGCCGCCGUUGCCGACGCUGCCGGCUGCGUUGCUGCGUUCUCGCGUUCUCCUUCGUCCUCUCUCCCCAUGUAGCUUUACGGCACGGACUAGCACGGACGCGCGGAGAUCACUUCCGAACUCGACGAACCUCUUCGUCGAAGUCGCCGGUUAAACAGUCCGCGGAAGAGCUCGCGCUGAAGAACGAAUCGGCGGCGGCAUCAGUGUCAUCGCCUUCCCGGCGAUCACCGUCACCGUCGUCUCCGCCACCACCGCCGCCACUGCGGCAUACCGAAGUCGUUCGGAUGUGCGGAUUGUUCACCGAUCGUCUCCGAUUCCUCGGGAAUCCUUAGGACGGGAGGGUCGCCAAUGGGAUCUCCCUGACAGGGCAGUCCUCGCAGAGAUGCGCCCACUCUGAGUCUCCUUGCCAGGGUCCAGCAUGACAAAGGCCUAUGACUUCAACUGGCAACGGACCAUCCCUGACGCACUGCUCAAGGGAUGCAUCUUUGACCGCUGGGAGGAGGAAAAAGAACAAGUGGUGUAUGAGCCCGGCGCCUUGUUUCGUGUGGAUGAAUAUGGCUUCUUCAUCUACUGGAACAGUGAGGGCAGGGACGGUCAGGUACUGGAGCUGUCACAGGUGAACGACAUCAGAGCUGGUGGCAUUCCCAAGGACGUCCGCCUGCUGGCCGAGCUGAGCAGCAAGAACCGCUAUGGGCUGGACGAGGUGUCCCUCACCAUCUGCUCGGGCACCGACAUGGUCAACAUCAACUACACCCACGUCGUCUGCCCAGACCCGGACACCGCAAAGGUGUGGCAAGCUGGCCUGAGGAGCAUCACCAACAACAUCAAGGCAAACAACGUUUGCCCUGCCACUUGCCUCGAGAAGCACUGGAUCAAGUUGGGGUUUCUAGUUGAGCCUGAGGGAAAGCUUCCAGUACGAAGAAUAGCCCAAACAUUUGCCUCUGGCAAAACGGAGAAGUUGGUCUACCAGUGCAUAGCUGACGUGGGCCUGCCAGGUGGAAAGAAUGAUGUGAUUGAACCAAAGGAGUUUACACUGGAGAAGUUCCAAGAGCUGUACCAGCGAGUGUGCCCCCGAAACGACAUCGAAGAGCUCUUCAACACCAUAACGGAAGGAAAGACUGAUUACAUCACCCUGAAGCAGUUCAUCUCAUUUCUCAACGAGAAGCAGCGUGACCCACGUCUCAAUGAAAUCCUGCACCCGUUCUACGACGAACGCCGGGUGCGCGAGAUUGUGGGUGCGUACGAGACAUCGCCGGAGCUGGUGAAGGAGGGGCGCCUGAGCCAGGGGGGCCUGGUGCGCUACCUCAUGUCGGACGAGAAUGCCCCGGUGUUCCUGGACCGGCUGGACAUGUACAUGGACAUGGACCAGCCCCUGUCCCACUACUACAUCAACUCCUCCCACAACACCUACCUGACGGGCAGGCAGUUCGGCGGAAAGUCCUCCGUCGAGAUGUACCGACAGGUGCUCCUCGCUGGGUGCAGGUGUGUGGAGCUGGACUGCUGGGACGGAAAGGGGGAAGACGAAGAGCCUAUCAUCACUCAUGGGAAGGCCAUGUGCACUGACAUCCUCUUCAAGGACGUCAUCUACGCCAUCAGAGACUGUGCAUUUGUAACAUCCGACUACCCCGUCAUCCUUUCAUUUGAGAACCAUUGCUGCAAGAAGCAGCAAUAUAAGCUGGCCAAGUAUUGUUCAGAAAUCUUUGGUGACUUGCUUCUCACUGAACCACUGCCAUCUUAUCCGCUGGAGCCAUGCGUCUCCCUGCCCACUCCCAACGAGCUGAAGAGAAAGAUUCUCAUCAAGAACAAGCGGCUCAAGCCAGAGGACGAGAAGCGAGAGCUUGAGCUGUGGAAGAAAGGGCAGCUCCAGAACGACGACGACGAAGAGGAAAAAGAGGACGCCUCCGUCACCAUCCUGGCGCCCACCGAGGAAGGAGAAGGGGAAAUGCUCGACCCAAAUUCGCCCACGCAGGAAAUGCCAGGAUCCAAAAAGAAGAAGGUAAGCAGCCCAAGGGACGGGCGCGGCUGGAGUACGCGCUACUCGACGCUGACCCGGAGCGCGGACGGCGCCGUCCAGGUGGAAGCGCAGCUGGAGGAGCAGCUGGCCAUGGCCCACUACCAGUACACGGGGGCCACAGUACACGUACAUCCGUUCCUCUCGUCCCUCGUCAACUACGCCCAGCCGGUCAAGUUCCAGGGCUUUGACGUGGCCGAGGAACGCAGCGUGCACUUCAACAUGUCCUCCUUCGCCGAGACAUCUGCCCUGGGAUACCUCAAGUCGCAGGCAAUCGAAUUUGUCAACUACAACAAGCGACAGCUGAGUAGAAUCUACCCCAAGGGAACCAGAGCUGAUUCUAGCAAUUUCCUUCCUCAGAUCUUUUGGAAUGCUGGUUGCCAGAUGGUAGCACUGAACUUCCAGACUCCCGACCUCCCCAUGCAACUCAACCAGGGAAAGUUUGAGUACAACGGUGGAUGCGGAUACCUGCUGAAGCCGGACUUCAUGCGGCGUGCGGACAAGACCUUUGACCCGUUUGCGGAGUCUCCCGUGGACGGGGUGAUAGCGGCCCAGUGCUCGGUGAGGGUGCUGUCAGGCCAGUUCCUGUCGGACAAGAAGGUGGGCACCUACGUCGAGGUGGACAUGUACGGUCUGCCCACGGACACCAUCCGCAAGGAGUUCCGCACCCGCAUGGUGCCGGCCAACGGCCUCAACCCCGUCUACAACGAGGAGCCCUUUGUCUUCAGAAAGGUGGUCCUCCCCGACCUAGCGGUAAUUCGCAUCGCAGUCUACGAUGAAAACGGAAAAAUGCUGGGGCAGCGCAUUCUGCCCAUGGACGGGUUGCAAGCUGGUUACCGCCAUGUGUCCUUGAGGACCGAAGGGAAUUUUCCCAUGUCUCUCGCCAUGUUGUUUAUCUGCAUUGAGCUCAAGAUUUACGUGCCUGAUGGUCUUGGUGACCUAAUGGACGCUCUCUCGGACCCUCGAGCCUUCCUGUCGGCCCAAGAAAAGCGCAUGGUGCAGAUGCGGGCCAUGGGCAUCGAGGAGGCCGACAUCCUGGUGAAUCGGCCCGACCUCGGCUCCCAACAGAAAAAGGACGACGACAAGAGGGAAGAGUGGCGGAUGGAAGCCAUUACGGUGGACGCCCUCCGGACGGAGAAGGACUAUGUGAAACUUCGGCGUAAGCAGAUCAAGGAGCUGGAGGGGCUGCGCAAGCGGCACCAUAAGGACAAGCAGCAGGUGCAGAAGCAGCAGUGCCUGGCCGUGGAGAAGCUGGUGCCCAAGGACUCGCCGGGCCCGGUGUCGGAGUCGGAGGACGGCGGGGUGCGGGCGCUGGUGGUGCAGCAGAUGCACCAGUGGUCGUCCUUGCUAGGCACCCACCGGGCCCAGGAGUGGGACCUGCUGCGCCUGCACCUCACCAACCAAGGACAGCUGCUCAGGAGCCUCAUGCUCAAGGCCCAGGCGCAGCAGAUGAAGCAGCUCGACGCCAAGUUCGAACGGGAGAACAAGGAGAUGAAGAUGAAGCAGGCCAAGGUCUCCGUGGAGACAGCCCGGGAGGUGUCCAGCGACAAGACUCUCCGCAACAAGGCGGAGCGAGAGAGGCGUCUACGCGAGAAGAACAGCAACAACACCAAGAAGUUCAUCGAGGAGCGCAAGUCAGCCGCCCUCAAGCAGAGCAAGGAGCGCGAGCGACUCAAGAAGAUUCACGAGAAACAGCUCCACGACCUACAGAGGGAGAUCGACAACGGCCUCGAGUUAUACAAUGCGGCCGAGACGGAGUACAAACUGUGUGCCAAGCUGGAGUGCUUCGUGUGAGCCUCCUCCGGGGGGAGGGGGUGGCCACGGAGGAGGGCCGUUUACGCCCUCCUUCCCCCCUUCCCACCCCCGCCAACCGGGGCCUCUUCCUCUGGGGGCCAAUACGCCCGCAGUGGUCUGCCUCGUCUGCUUCUUCCAGCUUGGGCAGACGCAUCUUGUUUUGCUGACGAGGCGGCGGCUGACUCCACCCUGGAACCGUUCCACCUCUUCUCAAGCCAAAGAUUUUUUGGGGGGAACCCGAGGGGAAACCGUGGCAUUUGUUUUCGCCCUAACGAGUGCUUCGGAUCGAUGCACGCUUUGCCAAAGCUUUGUUUUUUUUUAAGUCUUUUUUUUUCUAAAGGAAAACUGAGCACAAACUUUUACUCUCUCGAGUUGGUGCAUCUGUGGUUGUUGAUUUCAUUUCCGUUUUUACGUACAGACAGCGGCAGAGCACAAACAAGCGAUUGCUGGUUCUUUAUGCUUUUCUUUUAGAAACUUAGUAUCCUGUUUGUUAUAAAAAUUACUGCAUAGAUCCCCUGUAUUUAUAUAGUGGAUCUAGUAAGCGAGGGAAGUGAGAAGUUAUAGGCACCUGAUGUAGUGGUAUAGUGAACACACUGUUGUAGUGAAAAUUUACCUUGGGGAAAAAAAUGGGUUUUGCAUACACCGUUCCAGAAGAUACUUCUGGCAGCUUUUGUUCUAGAUGUUGGUGCAUUUGCCAUGUGCUACCUUUGCUCGCCAAAGUGACGGACUUGCAACGCCGUUCCCUUUUUAUUGGGUGCCGAACAAUUACUUUUUGUAAACAAUGGAGCAGUCUUAUGCUGAGGUUCCACUGUAACACGGUGAAAAAUGCCCUCACGGGUCGCAACCCUAAUCGGCGAGAUCUGAUGUUCGUCAUUACCCGUCCGAGUAAAAUGCGGAAAAGCACCCAUGCCGUAAUUCAUCUAACAAUGUCGCAUAAACACUUUUUUUUUUUUUUCUGGCUGCGUUUUUAGUAAUUUUAUCCUGGGGUUUGCCGCAUGUCGGAUGAAGCUACGGCUCAGCAAAAAUCAGUCCACUUCCAGCUGGAUUAUGAAACUGGAAAUGAGGCAGUCCAGCUGGAACCCAGCUGGAACCCAGCUGGAACCCAGCUGGAAUUCAGCUGAACUGCCUCAUUUCCAGUUCCAUAAUCCAGCUGGAAGUGGACUGAUUUUUGCCUGGGGUUGUAAGCUUUUACUGCUUAUUUAUAAACUGAGCUGGACAGUAAAUUUUAACCUUUUGGCUGAAGGUUUGUUUAUCUAGUCAGUUUUUUUGAGGAAACAUACUUUUGAAGAGAACAUUUCAGAACAUGUCAUAAUCAUGAGCUUUUGAAUGUGUAAAUACUUAUUUUGCAGUUUGAGUUCAAUAUAUGUAGAUUGGGAAUGCUGGUCUGAUUGACAUGUGGCGUUGAAUGUAAUUUACUCGAGGGCCUUCAGAUAUUAUGAGAUGUAGCAAAGGCACAUAAGCAAUUGCAAAUCUACGACCUUUCUGGAGUUCGGUUUCAAACCGAUUUCCUUCUUGUCUGGUUUUGACAUCAGUGGAACUGUAAAGUAACAAUCUAGUCCUCAGUAACAAUAUAGCAAGAAAAUAUUUUUGAGGCAGCAUGAUAAAGUCAGUACGAGAAAUAUCAUAUACUAACUAAUCCUUAAUCCCAUAAUGUUAAACCCUGGUAACAUAAGCAAAACAUCAAGUUUGUUUGGCAUGAGGAAUUUCCUACCUGUUACUCUAAGUAAACAGAUAAUCACAGCAGUUGAUGCAGACAUCGGCUGCAUCAAAGAAUUUGAGUUGAUAAGAAGAGAAAAUUUUGAUAUAUAAUGCAUGUUUCUGUAUCUGCUGCAAGCUAACCAGUUCUAACUUUUGUAAAGCUGAACUGAUUUAAAACAAAAUCAGAAAUUUCACAUGGUGUGUUCUAUUUGUGUAAUAGAUAUAUACUAUCCUGUAAAUAGCUAUGUAUAAAUAAAUAUAGAUCUAUUAUCUAACAAAGGAAUCUAUCUCCACAAGGGAGAAUUUAGCUUCAAAACACGAAAAAAUGUGUUCGCUGAGACACAACUUCUACAAUGCUGCACGAGUCCACGCAUGUCAUGCGGCACAGGUGCAUGCAAUAAAGUUGUGAGCGGCUUCACUGCAUCACAAAGGUGCUUCAUGUUCAGCAAAAUUUGUUUGCUUGUCCAGAAGUUUCCAUAAACUUUUGUGCAAGAGGAUAUAUUGUUGCGAGUUCAAAUUUGUACUGAUAUCUGCAGAUGCCUGCUUUACUUGAGCAGUCACUGGCAUUGGAAAUUUUUAGUGUUGAGGCAGUGCUUGUGGCCAUGAAAUUGAACAUACUUUUUCAUUUUAGAUUUUAGUAAGUCAUCCUUGAACUUUUGUAAUGAGUUUCAUGAAUUAUGUUUGUCGGAUGGAUUAACUACUUGACUCAUUAGCAACUGCAAACUUUAUUACAAUGGCAACAGAGCUUAAAGAAGCCUUAAUUUACUACUUUAUUUUUCAGGUUAAUCUUUGUAAAUUUGUAGAACCCCUACUUAAACCAUUUUUCUUUGAUUCCCAGAGUGUUUGAGACGCAAUCAUGGCAUAUUUUAAGGCAUGCCAGUUCUCAAGUCAUGGCUGAGUUUACAAUUGUGGUAGUAUUUGCUACUCUUGUUGUCUUUAGCAAUUCUAGAAGAAGUCAGGUGCAGUUGUGGUCAGUCUAGACAGCAUUUGACUAGCAAGAUGAGUUGUUCCAGGUUUUUCAUUGGACUUGAUAAUAUCUUUAGCUUUAACAUUGACAUUGUUGGUUGUACAUAUCUUGUCUGUUUAUCCAUUAUUUUCUUAUCCUUUAGAGUUCAUUUAAAGUAAGUAGUUUACACUACUUAAAGGCAUAAUCAAACUUCUGGUAGCAUAGAAAUACCUCUGUGAAUUUUGUUUUUGUUUACUUGUCUUAUUUUGUAUUGUGUAAUGUAUAUUCAUAGGUUUGCUGUAGUUUUGAUGGAGUUGAGUUGGAAGUACAUACACUGUAUGCUUCAGAUACUAAUCUAAUCUGAUGGCUAUGCUAGAACUUUGUUUUAGGGUUCUUAGCAUGACUUUUAGCAGCAGCUGGGAGCUUGGUUACGUCGUCAAGGGGAGGGUGCGCCAUUUGUCCACGUCAGUAUCAAAGUCCUUAACCUUGCAGUUAACUACGGCCACUGAGGCUAAGCUAGUGGCACAAAACACCCGACUUGUUACCAGCCGAGUAGCCAAGUGCUACUUGCCUCUGAGCGAUCCUAUUUUUAAAACAUUCCUACCCGGCAAAAUUUGCCAACACGCAUCAAACUAAUCUUAGUCUUGACAAUCUUUCGAAUAUUGACAGCAGUUUCGUUACUUGCACUUGUUGACUUUCCGCAUGCACUAGAGAGACAGUGACGUCCUCAGUUGUCAAUUAAGCCCCGAGGCAAAUAUUCCUAUAGUUUCAGUAAGUCUGUCUAUAGAGGCAAUGCUUAGGAUGCAUUUAGAGAGUGUGAACGUGCAUGCUGCGUUUAUAGACACCGAGGGUGCACGCCAACCCUGCGGAAAAGGGAACCUGGCCGUCGAGAUCAAACAUCCCUGCCACUUUUUUCAUGUGCAUGUGUAAAAAAUUAAAAAGCCUGGAGCAACAAACAAUGGCACACUCUAAUUGUCUUACUUUUUGAACACUUUAGGCACACUCAAGCCUGCCUGCAUGGCUCGCUGCAAUUGUUUUUCUUUUGCAAUUUAUAAAAUCCUGCGUAUAAGCCUUCCAAUUUGUUGACCUUACGUGGCGAUAGGCACGUCAACGUCGGAGUGAUUAGGCAGAUUCACUUGGAAAGUUGCGGAAGGACUGUAUAUUGUCGGACUGUUUCCUAUUGGAAAUGUGACGCUGAUUUAUGUGUUUCGUUUAAUCUUAAAGGGACACUGACAGGCUAUUUAUUCUCGCAGUUUCUAUUUGAACUUGACCUACAAGAGCCCAACUACCCAGAACACAAUUUGUAACUCGAAAUUCUUUUUCUUUCCGCCCGAAAACAGCCGGUCAAGAUUGGCCGGUUCCAGUCACGCUCACUCUCUGUUUUAUGGUCAUGUGACAUUCAAACUAUCUGUGCCAAAUAUAUUCAAAGUUGUGGGUCAUGUAAGGCACACAUUCAAUAUGAAAGAGAGAAAAGAAUAUGAACCCCAUUUAUGUGGUUUCCAAAAAACUGCAAAUAUGUUGAUCUAAAAAAAAAUGUUGCACAGAUUACAGAAAGUACAUGUACACGUCACUCUCAAUAUGGCGAUGUACCUAUUGCGGGCUGGCAGUGCAUGACAGACCAACAUUGCGACAGACGUAGGGCCGCUACUUCGGAACUGUCAUUCGGGGUACCGGCCAAUCGAUCUUCAAGUGCAGAACAUAGAGCGGAAGGGAUAUAAGUGUGAAACAAUUGCAGGACAAACGGUGCACGCAAGUUCGUCGUCAUCAUCGUUUGCUUCACACGCCAAACAAUCGUAGAAAAAGAAAUGCAGUCAGGUGUAGCAGUGCGACUUCCAGCCAUGAGCUUCCUUGCUCGUGUUUUGGUUUUGGUUUCGAGGAGUUGAGUUUUUUGGCUUUAUUAAAAAUGUAUGUGACUGCAGAAAAAUAUUGAACACCAUAUUAAAUUGCGUGGCAAAAACUUUUUAAAAAAUGGGGGGGGGGGGGGGGGGGGGUGUCAUUGUCCCUUUAAGGCAUUGUGUAUUAUUGGCUUCGUCCGUUUUGGGCCUCUGUUGAUGAUGACCGUCAUGUUUUGCGGCUUUGCUGUACUAAGAGGUGAUGUAAUUUCCGAUCUCGGCUUUCUCUGAAAUGUUCCUGCAAGUCUUAAAAAUGUCUAGCGUACGAACUUGGACAGAACCAUAGUCCUCUGUAAGUUUGCUCCAAGUGCUAUUGCUGUAUGAAACUAUUUGUGUGACUUUAAUGAAUCAGUGAUGCACAGGGUUUUCAAAAAUAAGAGUUUUCACUUGGUAGAUACAUGUGGCACAACUAAUUUGUUUUGUUUGUGUAAUGCGAGCUGUUGGGUUCAAGCAUAAGUUGGAGGGCCAACUGUCCUGUCACCUUUGGUUGCCACUUGCAGCUAAGCUGUUUGUUCCUACUGCCACCCAGACCAUAGGAAGAAUAACUCUUAUUUCAAACUUGGAAACUACUACAAGAUUUGAGUUUGAGUUAAUGCACCGUCAGAAGCCAAAUUCAUGGCAAUUUAUUCUUUACUCUGUCACUUUACUGAUGUUUUUCAAUCUGUUAGUGGUUAGAAUGUGUUUGGAGGAAGUAUUUUUCUCUCUAUACUGUACAGUAUGCUGGGUUUAGGAGUGUGGAUGGAAAAUUGUCUGUUUCCCCAAUGUUUUAUUAUGUUUUUUUUUGUGUCUUUUUGUUUCAUAAGGUUUGUUUGCUCGUGGAAACAAGCCAGUAUUCCGAGAAACCAGUCAUAGAUUGUGGGUUAUCUAUAGAUGCCAUGCAAUGGCCUGUCCAGCAUGUAAGUUAAUAUCAUGUGCACAGUGUACAAUAGGAACUACUAUUGUGUUUUUGUCAGAAUUAAUGAGGUUGUGAGUGUCAUCUGUUAGGCUACUGGACUCCUCGAUCCAAAAAGACUGAAAGAAUGAUGUGUGCCUUUCAAGGCUUAGAGCUGACAUUCGUUUGGCAGUGUUGUUACUGUGUGUGAAGACUGGAAAGGUGUCUUGUUUUGGCUUUGGAAAGUAUUUGUCAUUGUCUCCUAAAAAGGUAUAGCGAAGUUAAUUGAAUUCUGCCAGCUGCAAUUAUUGAGCCUGUGUCUUCUUUCCUGUAAUUUUCUCCUAGGCAGGUUCAUUACAUUCACACUUUUAUGCAUCAGAAACAACUUAGGUAGAAGUUUCUGUAGUGGGUAUGAGAAUGUUGGUGGAAGCGAAAUGUCUUACUGCAGAACCAGACCUAUUACAUUGUGACUUUUAAGGGGUACGAAAACAAAAAUUGAAAUAUACAAAUUUUGUUUGGAAUUGAGCAAAGCAUGACGGAUAUUAACCGUAAAUGAUAAUCGCACGUUUGCUUUUCGAAUGACUGGCCCUAUUUUUCGUUCCAAACAGUGCACUCGUGCAAGCGCUCAAAGAGAAUCGAACGGAGAGCACGAUGCGUCAUGAGAUAUCCGGCGCAAACAAAAAGAAAAAAAAGAUUCCCCGCAUUCGUGACGUAGCAAGGCCGACGUGGUUAUGCGCUUUGCCGUUGCUGGCAUUGGGGUGGCGUCAACGCGUUACAAUUGAGCCGUUCGAAGUACCCUCGGGGUGACGAGCGUCGCGCACGUCGUGUUUGUGUGGCCGAUCCUCUCCCUAAAAGAUUAGACCGUCACUCAAAACUCACACAAAAAUUACUUCCCCCACCCCGUUCACCCCUAAGCUGACAGUGCGGUGGAAGCUGUAUGCUUGCGGGACCAAUCAGCCGCCUCCCUUUCAUCACCUGACCACAUUCUCUGCGCGUGGGUAUGCGCGAGGAAGCGUGAUAACAUGGCAAAAGUGUAGCUGGCCCAACGAGCACGUAGCUUCCACAGCACUGUCGGCUUAGGGGUGAACGGGGUAGGGAAAGCAACUUUUGUCGGAGUUUCGAGUGACGGGCUAAUCUUCUAGGAGGAGAAUAGCGGCGUCCGGGUACACAAACGAGUGUCCGAGCAAGAGGGGAGUCCCUCCUUUCGAUCUUCUUGAACUCUUUGGUACAAUGCGCGAUUUGUGAGUUGAGGAGGAAAGGUAAAAAGGAAAAAGUUGAAAAACCGUUGCAUGACCGCUUUAAACAGUUGAGCAUACUUCCAAAGAGCGGCGCUGCUCCGAUGUUUAGUGCGAGUAUGCAACAGUUCUUGCUACGUCAUGACUACAUAGCAAGAUUUCCAACGUUGCUAGAUUACCUUCCUAAUUCGCUCUACAGGCAUCCACCAGGUGCGCAUUGAAAGAUUGUUUAAUGAGCUUUAAAUUUAGUUUUCUUGUACCUAUCAAUGAAAGACUGGUGUUUUUGAGGUUAUGCUGCAACAUGCAACAUAUUAAACCUAAAAAAUGAGCGCUGGAAGUUCGUUUUCGUACCCCUUUAAGCAAAAUAUGAUAGCUGUUGAGCUAUUGUAUUAAUUGCUCAAGGGCAGGCAUCAAAACGUCUUUCAGACAGUUCUUUCUUAUAGAGGCAGCAGAUAUGUGCAUAUGUAAUGGUAGGAAAUUAAAUUGAAACAGCAGCCCAAAACUAUAUCACCAAAUACAAAAAAAAAAAAAGGCAUAUUCUUUAAUGGAGACAAAAAAAUCUAGUUGCAAUGUAAAGUUUACUUAUCGAGGUUUAACUGUUGCUCGCUGGAAUGUUAACUUUUCUGUGCCAUGUUUCCAACUGUUUACUGGUUCCUCUGAAAAUGGAAGAAACCAGCUUUUUUUUUUUGUUCAGGUAUAAACUAGUCUACAUGCUUGCCAAAACCGCAUUUGGUAACAAAAAGCGUGUCCACCGGGGAAUUUAUAUUUCAUUGUCAGUUGUAGUCUUUUGACCCAUGAGCAACAAGUGCGUCACUGUCGUACGUCAAUCGGAGAGUUCAGAAUUGUGUAAUUUAAUGAGGGAGGUUUACAGCAAACAAAUUAAUGUUGUAAUACCUCAUUCUUAGUGUUUCAGUUUGUUGUCAAACAAUCAAGUGCAACCUAUUGUUUUAAUAGAUCUCAUUGCCAUGAUAACGUUACAUCUCAGUGUGUGCAGGCUUUUUGACAUGCUAGCAGUAUGUUUUACUAUGUAUGGUCUACUCUUCAUUUGAGAAUUUUGGUUUGUGAAUCAUUUUGGAGUAGAAAGUGGAGCAGUGUUUCAGAGAUCAGAAGUCUUUGUUGCACCUUUCGCCGCAUGAUAACGUGCCGCGCAUGCAUGAGAACACCUCGAGGCACAAAGAGGCGCAGAGACCGAAGUUGCGGUGUAUUUGCGGAUAUUUUUUUAACACCGGUACCUUCACGACGAAUCAACCGGGGAAGUGUUCCGACGUCUUUACGAGAAACGACACGAUUCACGAGGCGCGACAUACAAAAAUCACACAUGCACGAACACGAAGGAAUGUCCCUAGAAACACGAACAUGCCGUCUACCGCGACAAAGCUAAACCAUGUGGACCAGGCUAGACAAACAUAGUGGCCGGGAACGCCAGUGUGCCCCAAUAAUUUUAGACAAAUUUAAUUAGGCACACUGUAGCUUCCGACACAGCUAUAAAGAGAGAUCUUUUUUACGAGCAUUUAGCGAGAGUAUUUUUCGAGCCUGUACGUUCGUGGAGACUGCGAGUCUCUCCGUUUUUACGAGAGGUUGCCGGCAGAACUACCCGGGUGUGUCGGAGCUGCGUUCGAACCCCGAAGCAUUUAGGCGCCGUGGUGUUUGCAUGCCACCGUUCUCAGUCUUCUCUCUCUCCGCCCUCCUUUGGGCAUUUCUUUCCACGUAGUUCCGGGUAGCAGCAUUCUUGUCGUUAGCUCCUGUGCAAAAAACGUUGGUGCUUUGUAUGUGCUUUACGAGGUCUCUCCCGAGCCCCUAUAUAGUAUUUUCUGUAAAUAAAACACGCUUUCUGGUGUCCUCGAACAAUAAUAAUCAUGUUUUCCAA